UCCUGACAGGUCCGUUGUGAUUUCUUUGACACUUCUGUCCGUCGCUGUGCUUCUGAGGACAUUUUUAUCACCUGUCAAUGGACGCUCAUAAAAGGCGUGUAUGUGUGUCCUAGUCGGUUAAUGUUCAACGCAUCUCCGGCUUCACCCAGCCAGUCCAUGGCCGAUCAGCAUGAGUCCAUCGAUCUCACCUCUCCUUCAGUGGACCCGUCAGCAGCUGCAGGACACAGCUGGUUCCCUGGGCCCCCUCCACCCAUGUAUUCCUGCACCCUGACCCCUGAGCUGGUGCACAAGGCACGGGAGGAGCUCCAGGAGAAGCCAGAGUGGCGCCUGCGGGAUGUCCAAGCACUGAGAGACAUGAUACUGAAGGAGCAGCCCAAUCUCAGGACUAGGCUGGAUGACGCUUUUCUCCUGCGUUUCCUGCGGGCCAGGAAGUUCGACUAUGACCGUGCCCUGCAGCUGCUGCUCAACUACCACGCAGGCCGAAAGGCUUGGCCGGAAGUGUUCCAGGACCUGAAGCCAUCCACAGUGAAACACGUCCUGGACUUGGGUUUCCUCACAGUCCUGCCACAGCCGGACCCCAACGGGAGAUACAUCCUCUGUCUGCGGCCAGGAAAAUGGAAACCGAAUGAUUAUCCAUUUGUUGACAAUGUGAGGGCCAUUUAUCUGACUCUGGAGAAGCUGAUCCAGCCGGAGGAAACGCAGGUGAACGGUAUCGUCAUCUUAGCCGACUACACCGGAGUGGGCAUGUCACAGGCGUCCAAUCCAGGCCCAUUCCUCGCCAAAAAAGUUGUGAGCAUCCUCCAGGACGGUUUCCCAAUCAGAAUCAAGGCCGUUAACAUAAUAAACGAGCCCAGGAUUUUCAAAGGCAUCUUCGCUAUAAUUAAGCCUUUUCUGAAGGAGAAGAUGGCAGAGAGGUACAUCCUCCACGGCUCAGACUUGCGCUCUCUGCACCGGAACAUCCCACGGUCGGUUCUGCCGGAGGAGUAUGGCGGCACUGCGGGCCAGCUGGACUUAUGUGCGUGGUCGAGAGUGCUUCUGGACUGUGAGGAGGAAUUUAUAGUGGAGUUCUGCCAGCCGGAUCCACUAGAGGGCGUGGUGCUCCCAGACUCCAUGCUGUUUGAAGGAGCGCAGGCCAGCGGGCAGGAUGACGACACCUUUAGGGGGCUGCGCUCUCAACUCUACUACUGUUACUGACGCAGACUGUAGAUGCACUCACUCCCACCACUGAGAGGACAUCUUCUGUUUCAUUUGAAACAAGUGUGUAGACUUUUACAGGGCAAGUUGCCAAUAUUAUACAUGAUUUAUUUUACUAACUAAGCAGCACUGCUAUAGGUGGAUAGUUUAAUGUAGUUUACACGUAGCCCAGCAUUCACUCAUGGUUCCAAGGCAGCUGUAGGCUUUUGACAUGAGCCAGUGCAUGUUUGGCCAUCAUCGUCGGUGGCCCCUCUAUUCAGUUAUUUCUGGUAUUUGAAGGAUAAAUUCAGAGUUUUUUAAAUAGUCAGACGCCCAUAUGUACAUUGAAGCAUGUUUUGCUUGAUGUAAUCAUUCUUCCUGUCCACACUGGCCAUUUAAAAAAAACAUAUUAAUGUGCUUUCAGUGCAAGAGAUGUGCGGACAAAAGCCACAGUCUUCGUUUUGUAUUUAGCAGAAGCUAAAAUGAGACAUCAGCAGAACUGGUUCGACAGAUCAAGUGGAUGGUUUAGCACAAAAUUCCCUCGUGUUACUUACUCUCUACCACAGAGGGGAAACAAAAAGGGGAACUUCCUUCUAAAAACACUAAAACUUUUGAAUUUACCGGCCUCAUCUGGCCAACUGAAUCUACUGAGGCCUCAUAUUAAGACUGUGGGACGUGGAUCUCUUAACAGACACUAUGAACAGGAGGAGUGAUUACAGCUAGCAAAAACAGUCUCAAUGCACAUAUGGGCAUGUUUGUACUGCUUUAAAUGGAUAGUUCACCCCAAAAUCAAAAAUACACAUUUUUCCUCUUACCAGUAGCACUGUAUAUCAGUCUAGAUUGUUUUAGUGUGAGUUGCUGAAUG
Messenger RNA from Epinephelus lanceolatus (giant grouper), 2038 nucleotides. It is a transcript of the gene ttpal, whose product is annotated as tocopherol (alpha) transfer protein-like. Gene Ontology annotation, cellular component: membrane. The record is from RefSeq and is a predicted model, not a curated record. NCBI's taxonomy places the organism in Eukaryota, Metazoa, Chordata, Actinopteri, Perciformes, Serranidae. Gene Ontology annotation, molecular function: phosphatidylinositol bisphosphate binding.